UAUUUUGAAAAGCGUUGACCGGAAGUGAUGCUGAGGGCAGUCGGGAGCGAGCUGGAUGUUGAUGCGCAGCUCGUGAAGCUUCAGAACAGAAAAACGUCUCAAAAAUAUCAGAAGACCAAACGGAUCAACAGAACUAAAGCAGAGGGCGCUGUGACCAUGCCUCCCUGUGCUGCUCUCUCAUUGGUCGGCCUGCUCCUGCUAACUCUGGCCUCCUCCGAGCCUGCUGACCCCUCCCUGGACGAUCUGACCAAUAGGAACGCAGACUUCGGCACAAGGCUGUACGGAGCCGUCAGCAGGCGGACCGACGACAACGUCUUCCUGUCGACCUUCACGCUGUCGGCCGCGCUGCUGGCGCUGCUUGGCGCCGCCAACGGGCCGACCCGGGACCAGCUGCUGCAGGGGCUCACUCUCACCGGACUGGACCCGCAGACACUGCCAGACCUGUUCCAGACUCUGAGUGCCGGCGUGCAGCAGGGCAGCGCCGCCAUGACCCUGAAGCAAGGCGUGGCCAUGUUUCCGGCUCAAGGUAUCCAGGUGUCCCCGUCCUACCUGGACCUGCUGCAGACCAAGUUCGGCGGCAGCGUGAAGAGCUUGGCGUACGCUACGCCACCGGAGGCCGCCGACGCCAUCAACGUGUGGGCUCAGGAGGUGACCGGAGACGAGGUCCAGGACCUGGUGCCAGACCCAGACCCCCAGACCCAGCUGCUGCUCGCCACGGCUGCCGCAUACAAUGUGCGGUUCAGUCCGUCCUUUAACAAGUCCCUGACUCAGGACGAGCGCUUCUACGUGGGAAAGUAUCACGUGGUCAUGGUUCCCAUGAUGUUCCGGUCCGAUAAGUACUUCCUGGCAUACGACCGCUCGCUGAAAGCCGGCGUGCUGAAGCUGCCGAUGGCGGGCGGGGCGGCCAUGUUGGUGGUGCUGCCGGACGAAGACGUGGACAUCACGACGGUGGAGGAGGAAGUGACCGGAGAGAAGAUCCAGGCCUGGAUCAGACAGCUCAAGAAGACGAAGCUGGAGGUGCAGCUUCCUCGCUUCCUGUUGGAGCAGUCGUACUCUCUGCGGGACGUCCUGCAGACUCUUGACAUCACGCAGGUGUUCCAGGACGACGCUGACAUCAGCAACAUGGGCGGAGCCGAAGGACUGAAACUCACACAGGUUUAUCACAAGUCUCGCGUGUCAGUGGCUGAGAACGAUGACAUCACAGCGGGAGGCGGAGCCAGUGUGUUCUCCAGCCUGCCCCCCCGCCUGACGGUCAACAGACCCUUCCUCUUCAUCGUGUACGAGACGGCGAGCCGUGCCCUGCUCGCCAUGGGCCGCGUCAUCGACCCCUCCAGCAAAUAACCGCUAACGGUUCCCAACCCGAGGCUCCAGACCCCCCCAAAGGGACGGGAGAGGAACCAAACGGGUCCCGAGACAGUUUCAGAUAUCUCAUCGCAAACUAAUCGCAUGAUUGGCUGUCGUUAACUCGCGGUUAAUGAUAGGGCUGGGCAAUAUAUCGAUAUUAUAUCGAUAUCCUGAUAUGAGACUAGAUAUUGUCUUAGAUUUUGGAUAUGCUAAUAUCGUGAUAUGACAUAAGAGUCUUUUCCUGGUUUUAAAGGCUACAUUACAGUAAAGUGAUGUCAUGUUCUGACCUCACCAGACUCUUCUAUUAUUCACCUUAACCCACUCAGUCAUUAUAUCUACAUUACUGAAGAUUAUUUAUCUAAAAUCUCAUUGUGAAGAUAUUUUGUUAAAGCACCAAUUGUAAACCCUAUAAUAUCGCCACAAUAUCGACAUUGAGGUAUUAGGACAAGAAUAUCGUGAUAUCUAAUUAUCUCCAUAUCGCCCAGCCCUAGUUAAUGGCGUUCUUUAUAUGUUCUAAUAACGUUUCUUUAGUUCUGUAUCGUUCCAGUAUCAGAUCCGAUACCAGUAUCAGAUCAGCCUCCGAUACUAACCUAACCUAAACCGCUGGCAUUAGAGAGUACUGGAGAGUAUUAGAGAAUACCGGAGAGUAUUGGAGAGUAUUAAAGAGUACUGGAGAGUACUGGAGAGUUUAACCCUCCUGGUGUCCUCGGGUCAAAUCGGACCCAUUUUUAAAAGGUUUCCAUAUCAGAACAUUUGGGUUUUCUUUUAACCAAAUUGUUCAAAAGGAAUAACGUGGAUGGUUCUGUUCAGCGCUGUUCACACGUUAAAUACGUGAUCAGUUCACUACUUUCUUUGAAUUUGAAAUUUUAUAACAUUUUAAGAAGAAAGUUCAUAAAAGAACGUUGAAAAAAGUGACAAAAAAAGUUGGAAAAAAACGGUUAAAAAAUCGACAAAGAUUUCAGAAAAAGCUUGAAAUAUACGUGGAACAUCUGGAAAAGUUACAGUAACGCUGGUCUUAUGGUUUUAAUUUAAAAUUUUGACCCAGAAAACCAACCAUGUGUGCAGGUUGAUAGGUAGACAAGACGAGAGUUAAAGGAGUCAUCCGAGUAUCUGAGUAUUUCUGAGUAUCUGAGUACUUCUGAGUAUUUCUGAGUCUCUGAGUAUCAUGUAGUUAGUUUUAAAGCUCACAUUGAUUUUACGUUUAUUCGGCUUAUGUGCUGCCAAAAAGCAUUAGACUGGGAAACUGAAUGUAUGCUUAGUUUGUCAGCGUUAGCUGUGAGGUUUCUGACGGAAAAAGCAGCGUUUCUACGGCACCCUGGAAAAGCAACGAUUUGGUAUUUUCUGUAUUUUCAACUUUUACAUCCGUGAUAUUUAACCGCAGAGUAACGUCAGACAAUCUGCUUCCUGUUUACACCGCCACGAACAUGCCCAGUGUGUGUGUGAAUGGUCAUGUGAUUGUGUUAUCAGACUUAAUAUGGACGGAGACGUGGAAAGCCCAAAGUGCCACGAAACGACUACAUUUUAACGCAAACAACAUUUAAAAACACCGCAUUUUACACUGUUUUAUUUGUCAAAAAAACGCUAUUCUCUGCGCUUUUGUCAGUUGCUGUAAAAAGUUUUCUUUCCAGAAACCUCACAGCAAACGUUGAGGCAUGCACUGUUUCUACGACCUUUUUCAAUGUAAAAGACGCAAUUUUAUGAAAACUCAAAAUACCAGCAGAGAAUAGCAGCGUUUUUGACGCUGUUAAAAGCAGUGUUUUUAAAUGUAAAUCAUGUUUAAAAUGUAGCCGUUUGAUAUCACUUUGGGCUUUCCAUGCUGAGAUUAGUUCGCUACUGAAAACUCUUGUGUGCACGGAGAUUGUUUCUGUCUCAAAACAACGCUUACAAAUUAAAACGUAGCCAUGUAAAUGUCUCUGAGUCAGAGUCACUGAGAUGUAACUGUGGUUCUCUGAGUCUGAGACAGAGUCACUGAUGUAACUAUGGUUCUCUGAGUCUGAGACAGAGUCACUGAUGUAACUGUGGUUCUCUGAGUCUGAGACAGAGUCACUGAUGUAACUGUGGUUCUCUGAGUCUGAGACAGAGUCACUGAUGUAACUGUGGUUCUCUGAGUCAGAGUCACUGAUGUAACUAUGGUUCUCUGAGUCUGAGACAGAGUCACUGAUGUAACUAUGGUUCUCUGAGUCUGAGACAGAGUCACUGAUGUAACUGUGGUUCUCUGAGUCUGAGACAGAGUCACUGAUGUAACUGUGGUUCUCUGAGUCUGAGACAGAGUCACUGAUGUAACUGUGGUUCUCUGAGUUGGAGAGAGAGUCACUGAUAUAACUGGUUCUCUGAGUCUGAGACAGUUAUUAACUAAUUAUUGGCUCAUUAGUAAACGUUAGCAUCAUUAGCUAUUGUAGCAUGUGUGCUGUAUAUAAAAACACUUCCUGUACUAAUAUUUAAACAUAACCAUGUGUGUAAAACAUUAAACAUUACAAUGUGAA
This is a messenger RNA of Perca flavescens (yellow perch), 3827 nucleotides long. Its product is annotated as protein Z-dependent protease inhibitor. The record is from RefSeq and is a predicted model, not a curated record. NCBI's taxonomy places the organism in Eukaryota, Metazoa, Chordata, Actinopteri, Perciformes, Percidae. Bases 28 to 1341 code for a protein of 437 amino acids. Gene Ontology annotation, molecular function: serine-type endopeptidase inhibitor activity. Gene Ontology annotation, biological process: blood coagulation. The transcript is spliced from 6 exons.